ACAAAAUAAAACAACUACUUCAGGGAUCAAAGAUCCCAGUCUGCCCAAAUCUUUGCAUGCACUCGUCUUGAAUUUCCUGACGCGUACAAGCCCAGUCCUAAUUUCCUGCCAUAUAAUACUUCCAAUCCCGACUUCAAAUUCUUCAACUUCCCCCUUAUCCCCCUCAUUGUUUACUUGGUCGACAACCCUGACUUUUAUUCCCAAGCAGACCAAGUAAACUAUUGGAUUGGAAUCUCUCUCUCAUUCAAUGAGAUGUAUAUGUACACACACACAAAUGCACCUCUAUAUAUGUAUUUUUAAAGGGCACCUUUCAAUUUUCAAUUAGCAUAUGAGAAUCGAGUUACUAAGUUGGAGCCAAAAUGCCUUUCCUAUUCACAACCGUUAGAACAGCUCCAAAAGCUUGGUUUCUGUUUUCUAGAGUGAUCUCCAUUGUUCUAAUUCUUUCCCAUGGAUUGAUCACUCCUGCAGAAUCCAACAAUGAUGAAUGGCACAUGAACAUCGGUGUGAUAGUUGAUGCCAACUCCCGUUCUGGCAAAGAAGAAACAACAGCUAUGCUGAUAGCAGCUCAAAACUUCAACAAAAAUGCAUCGAACAAUGGAAAGCUGUUUCUCCACUUUCGAAACUCCAGCGGAGACCCCCUUAAAGCAGCAUCUGCAGCCGAUGAGCUUAUCAAAGAGAAGGAUGCACAAGUGAUCAUUGGUAUGGACACAUGGCAGGAAGCAGCUUUGGUAGGUCAGGUUGGGAACCGAGCUCAAGUCCCAGUUAUUUCCUUUGCUACAGCUUCCAUUGCCCCGCCAUUAUCGCAACUCCGAUGGCCCUUCUUGGUGCGAAUGGCAAGCAACAUCAAGGUUGAAAUGAGAUGCAUCGCGGCUAUUGUUCGCUCCUAUGGCUGGCGACGGCUUGUAGUAAUCUAUGAAGAUGACGCAUACAGUGGUGAUUCAGGAGCGGUGAGUCUUUUAUCAGAGGCUCUUUGGGAGGUUGGCUCGGAGAUUGAAUGUCAUUUGAUUCUUCCACCGGUCUCCUCUCUUUCUGAUCCAAAAGAGUUUGUUCAUGAAAGGCUAGAAAAGUUGAGGACCACAAAACAGUCGAGGGUGUUUAUUGUUCUUCGGUCCUCAUUAUCUCUGACGGCCCAUUUGUUCAGAGAAGCAAAGAAGAUGGGUCUCAUGGGGAAAGACUCGGCCUGGAUAGUGACAGACGCUAUUACAAGCUUCCUGCACUCCUUUAACAACGCUGUUCAUUUUUCCAUGAAUGGUGCAUUAGGAACAAAGACCUACUAUGAGAAGAAUGAUCCUUUUGAGGACUUCAGUUAUCAGUUCCAGAAAAUUUAUCGGUCGGAAUAUCUUGAGGAAGAUAAGUUCGAACCCGGUAUUCAUGCUUUAAGAGCAUAUGACAGCAUUAUCACAAUUGCACAUGCCAUGAAGAAAUUAGCUAGUAAUAAGUCUAGUAAUUCAAAGAUGUUACUGCAAACUAUACUGUCAAGCAAUUUCCCUGGUUUAAGCGGGAAAAUCAACUUUAAACUGGGUGAAUUAUCAGAGCCCCCAUUAUUCAGAAUUGUAAAUGUAAUUGGAAACGGGUACAAAGAGCUCGACUUUUGUUCACCCAAGUCCGGGUUCUUGGAGAACCUUGUUAUUGAAGGAAAGGAAGAUGGAAGCCGUAAUGCUGGUGGCACCACCGAAAUGGUGACUGGGUUGGUGAAUUGGCCAGGGGAUCUAAACCGUGUUCCAAAAGGUUGGGCAAUGCCUACUGAUGCACAGCCGCUGAAGAUUGGAGUUCCGGGCAGAUCAUCCUUUGAGAACUUUGUGAAGGUUGAUCGAACGAAGACUGCCAGUGAUCAGACUAAAUAUUCUGGUUUCUGCAUCGAUAUAUUCGGGGAAGUGGUGAAACGUUUGGAGAAAAAUUAUGCUCUGCCUUUUGAAUUUUCCCCUUUCGAUGGCACCUACGAUGCCCUAGUUGAUAAUGUCUAUAACAAGACUUUUGAUGCUGUUGUCGGAGAUGUGACGAUCCUAGCUGAGCGGAUGGAGCUUGUGGAGUUUACUCAGCCAUUUUCUGAGUCCGGUCUGUGGAUGAUCGUCCCGGUGAAAUCAGAAUCACGUAAGGCAUGGAUGUUCUUUAAGCCUUUCACUUGGGAAAUGUGGCUAGUAACUGCUGCCAUCUUGAUAUACACAAUGAUCGUAGUCUGGUUCUUGGAGCAUAGAACCAAUCCGGAUUUCAGAGGCCAAUGGAAAGAUCAGCUUGGCACAGCACUUUGGUUCACCUUCUCCUCCCUUUUCUUUGCUCACGGGCAAAGAAUUAACGGCAACCUCACCCGAGCAGUAGUAGUGGUGUGGCUUUUUGUUGUAUUGAUCUUAACAUCAAGCUACACGGCCAGUCUCAGCUCAAUGCUCACUGUUCAACGAUUAGAACCAAAUGUGACAGACAUCAAUUGGCUGAGGAGUUCACACCAGAAAGUUGGUUGUGAUGGCGAUUCAUUUCUAAGGAAAUACCUUGAGAAUGUGCUUCAUUUCAGUACACACAACAUCAUGAACAUUAGCGCUGCGUACAGUUAUCAAGCAGAGCUCAAAAAACGAGACAUCGCAGCCGCAUUCCUUGAAGUCCCACAAGGGAGAGCUUUCCUCAAUCAGUACUGCGAGGGCUACACUGUUACCAAACCCUCCUACAAAUUUGGAGGACUGGCCUUUGUAUUCCAGAAAGGGUCUCCCAUAGCACCUGAUGUCUCCAAAGCCAUACUAGACAUGUCUGAAGAUGGUACGCUGAAGAAACUGGAAGAAUUCUGGCUUUCCCCGACAACAGUGUGUUCAGCGGCCAUGAAUUCCACCAACAACGAAAGCUUGGGCCUCCAGAGCUUCUGGGGUCUCUAUGUAAUCUCUGGAGGCACUUCCACUUUCUGCCUUCUUCUAUUCUUUGUUCUGUUAUUAAAGAAGUUCAGCAGGUCACAAGAGUCAUCUGAGGGCAACCUAACUCCAAGCGACAAGAGUGUAUGGAACAGAGCCAAAAGACUUGCACAAUACUUCGAUGAAGGAAAUGUUAAGACUCCCGGAAGAAUGACUCCGGCUGUUGCUCAGUCCGAAGUUGAUGAAUGGGAAUAUGUGACUGCCGCUACACCAGAGCAACCUCAGGCUUCUCACUCUGACAUUGAAUAUAUACAGCCGCCUCCUUGAAAAAGACUAGGUAUAAGACUUGCUCAUCUACCUAUAUUGAAAUGCACAGCCUAAAAAGGUUCAUGGAGUCCACAUCUUUCAGCUGAGCAUGUCCAAACAUGCUUUGUUCUUGCAGGAAAGGUCUCAGAAUUGCAUGUGCAGAACAAGGGUUUCUGAGAGAUUAAAUUGGAUAUCGUGAUAAAAUUAUACCCCCUCCUCCAAAUGCACGGACAAUGUAUCUUUAGCAUGAUGGAUUAUUUUAAAUUUGUAACUGUAAAGACCCAAAAAACCCUGACCACAGUCGAAUAAGCCAUCUUAAAAAAAUUACAAGCAUAAAUUUUCAGUGGA
This is a messenger RNA of Malania oleifera, 3485 nucleotides long. RefSeq names its product glutamate receptor 2.8-like. Gene Ontology annotation, molecular function: glutamate-gated receptor activity. NCBI's taxonomy places the organism in Eukaryota, Viridiplantae, Streptophyta, Magnoliopsida, Santalales, Ximeniaceae. The record is from RefSeq and is a predicted model, not a curated record. The transcript has 5 exons. Gene Ontology annotation, cellular component: plasma membrane. Bases 360 to 3158 code for a protein of 932 amino acids.